This is a messenger RNA of Sphaeramia orbicularis (orbiculate cardinalfish), 2858 nucleotides long. It is a transcript of the gene lss, whose product is annotated as lanosterol synthase (2,3-oxidosqualene-lanosterol cyclase). Gene Ontology annotation, molecular function: lanosterol synthase activity. Gene Ontology annotation, biological process: triterpenoid biosynthetic process; cholesterol biosynthetic process. The transcript has 22 exons. The record is from RefSeq and is a predicted model, not a curated record. Gene Ontology annotation, cellular component: lipid droplet. Bases 124 to 2328 code for a protein of 734 amino acids. Lineage: Eukaryota; Metazoa; Chordata; Actinopteri; Kurtiformes; Apogonidae.
GUUGGAGGGACAACCGCUCCCAUUUGAAGUGUUAGAAUAGAAGGGGCAGGGUUUUGGGGAGAAUAAAAAGUCAGUUCAUUUGGUUAAACGGAGGAUUCAACUCUGUACAAGUCAGAUACGAUUAUGACGACCGAAGGAACGUUCUUGCGGCGGCGUGGGGGCCCACAUAGGACAGAACCAGCCACUGACCUGAGCUGUUGGAGGCUGACUAAUGUGGAGGGCAGGCAGACAUGGCAGUAUGUGAAGGAUGAAACAACCAGAGAGCAGACUAUGCUAGAGGCUCAUUCACUAGGAUUAGACACGAGUAAGUUUGUGUCUGACUCUGCACCUGCCCUGACAGCUGUGGAUGCAGCUCUGAAAGGUAUGCAGUUCUACAGUCACCUCCAGGCAGAGGAUGGCCACUGGGCAGGAGACUACGGUGGGCCUCUCUUCCUGCUUCCAGGUCUUCUGAUAACAUGUCAUGUGGCUAAGAUCCCCCUGCCCGAUGCCUGGAAGAAGGAGAUGGUGAGGUACCUUCGCUCCGUUCAGCUGCCAGAUGGAGGCUGGGGUCUACACAUAGAAGAUAAGUCUACUGUCUUUGGCACAGCGUUGAACUAUAUCUCUCUGAGGAUCCUGGGGCUCGAGCCUGAUGAUCCAGAUAUGGUUCGUGCCAGAAACAACUUGCACAGUAAAGGUGGUGCUGUGGGGAUUCCUUCAUGGGGUAAAUUCUGGUUGGCCAUUUUAAAUGUCUACAGCUGGGAAGGAAUGAACACGCUCCUUCCAGAAAUGUGGUUGUUCCCAGAAUGGAUGCCAGCCCACCCCUCCACACUUUGGUGUCACUGUCGGCAGGUCUACCUCCCCAUGAGCUACUGCUACGCUGUCAGACUGACAGCAGAGGUGGACUCACUGAUCCUCAGCCUCAGACAGGAGCUUUACAUUCAGGACUAUACCACCAUUAACUGGCCUGCUCAGAGGAACAAUGUGGCAGCAUGGGAUAUUUACACUCCUCACAGUACAUUACUCAGCGUUGCCUACUUGUUCUUAAAUGUCUAUGAAGCCCAUCACAGCACCAUAAUGAGAGGAAAAGCUGUCAAGGAGCUGUAUGAUCACAUCCAGGCUGAUGACCGCUUCACUCAUUGUAUCAGCAUUGGGCCGAUUUCCAAAACCAUCAAUAUGUUGGUUCGCUGGUAUGUGGACGGUCCCUCUUCUCCAGCUUUUCAGGAGCAUGUAUCCAGGAUCCCAGACUACCUGUGGUUGGGAUUAGACGGCAUGAAAAUGCAGGGGACCAAUGGCUCACAGCUGUGGGAUACCUGUUUUGCAGUACAGGCUUUCCUUGAGGCAGGAGCCCAGGAUAACCCCAGACUAGCUGAGUGCCUUCAAGAUGCUCAUCGGUUUCUUACCAUUACACAGAUUCGUGAGAAUCCUCCUGAUUAUCAGAAGUACUAUAGACAAAUGAACAAGGGAGGAUUCCCCUUCAGUACACGUGACUGUGGGUGGAUUGUGGCUGACUGCACAGCGGAGGGCUUGAAGUCAGUGUUGCUGCUACAGGACCUCUGUCCGUUCAUCAGCCAGCCAUUCAGCCCGGACCGCUUAUAUGAUGCCGUCAAUGUGCUGCUAAGCAUGAGAAAUUCAGACGGUGGCUUUGCUACAUAUGAAACUAAGAGAGGAGGGAAGCUCCUAGAGUUGCUCAACCCUUCUGAGGUGUUUGGGGACAUUAUGAUUGAUUACACCUAUGUGGAGUGUACCUCUGCAGUGAUGCAAGCCCUGACGCACUUUCAGAAGACCUACCCUGAGUACCGUGCUGAGGAGAUAAGAUUAACACUUAAAGAGGGUUUGCAGUACUGCAGGAAGACGCAACGACCUGAUGGGUCCUGGGAAGGGUCUUGGGGAGUUUGUUUCACAUAUGGAACAUGGUUUGGCCUUGAAGCCCUCGCUUGUGUGGGUCAUAUCUACAAGGAUGAGUCAGUGUGUGUAGAGGUGCAGAAAGCGUGUCAGUUCCUGUUGGAUCGACAGAUGCCAGACGGAGGUUGGGGGGAGGACUUUGAGUCAUGUGAGCAACGGCAGUAUAUCCAAAGUAGUGCUGCUCAGAUCCACAACACCUGCUGGGCUUUGUUAGGUCUCAUGUCUGUAAGACAUCCUGACAGACGGGCCAUUGAAAGAGGAGUACAGCUCCUGAUUGAAAAGCAGCUGCCUAAUGGAGACUGGCCACAGGAGAAUAUUGCAGGUGUAUUCAACAAGAGCUGUGCUAUCAGUUACACCUCCUACAGAAAUGUCUUCCCAAUCUGGACUCUGGGUCGCUUCUCAACACUUUAUCCUUCUAGUCCUUUAGCUGGUAAAAUCAAGCUCUGAGGACUAUCACCAAACACGUUGUCUUCAACUAAAUUCAUUUAAACAAAGGUAUUUCCUGUUUUAGCAGAACUAUCCUGUUUAGAAGUUCUACAAUAAAAAUUUCUGUGUAAUUGUGAGAAGUUUGCGUUGGACUCUGUUUUAGAUGAGGGCUGGUGAUUUUUGAUGUCAAGUACUCUGUUCGGUAAUCCCACUCUCAUAAUGCGUCACAAAUGCCAGAGUAAAUGCACCAAAAUUUUCAUGGAAUUAAAAAAACUUAGAAUUUUGACUUGAUUUUCCAAGUUCAGUACUGUGUCCUUUCCGAGUGUCCUGCUGUCCUGCUGCUGUCUGUGUAUGUGACACAGAGUGACAGGGACCUGAAUGAAUGAAGGAAUGAUUUAUUUAUUUUUAAAAUGGGACAGUUCGUAUUAAUGAACAUUUAUACAGAACUCCAAGAGAUUAUAGUCAUACGACUAAUUUCCAUUUCGAGUCCCAUUCAUGUUGACUUCAUGUUGUUUUUAGAUGCACUUUAGAAAUGUAUAAACAAAUGGCAA